AUGUUUUUUCCGGUAAGACCUAAUCAACCUAAGAAGUCCAAAUCCUCCAAAUCCUCCUCCGUCGUCACCACCAAACAAGGCCUGAAGCGUUCGUCCCAAGGACGCUCCUCCCGGGUAUCGUCGUCAACCAAGGAUCCUCAGCCUGAACCACCGGCUACCUCCUCCACUUCUUCGAUCUCCCACACCGCACCACCACAACCCCGCAGGGCCUCGAUGCCUGGCGUCGAUACUGCCAUCUCGGGCACCGCCUCGUUCUUAGAAUCGAGGUCAAGCCUGCCCUACCCAAACUUCUCCAAAGCUCAUAGCAAGGAAGAUGUCCGCACUGCCAGUAUUCCUACCCCGGACCCCACCGAUGUGACCGAGCACGAUCAAGAGAAUGGCAAGGCCAAUGGAGCGGGUCGCACUCGUGCUGAGAACCCGAAAGCCCCUCCGAGUCCGCCCUUGACAGGUCUCAGUGAUCAACCGACCUCUCGGAGAGGUAGCCCAGCGGUGGGCGAAGACGACAAGGCUUCGGACAAGGAAAAGGCGAAAAAGAAAGCAGCCAACAUCAAGAUCAGGGCCGAGGUCAACAGAUCGUCGUCUAGUCUUCGAUCGAAGAGAGAUGAUGGAACAAAGUCAAGCAAGACUACUCGUGCAGAUACCCCCAAAUCAAAGUCGUCAUCAUCCAAACCCGAAAAGGAAUCCUCAUCGACGCGAACAGUCCAUAAAUCAUCCUCCAAAUCCAAGACCUCCGAUGAGAAAAAGCCCUCCAAACGCUCCAGUCGCUCAACAUUGUCUCCCCCGCGGUCAAACAUCACCGUCCGGGAUGUCGCUGCGGAAUCAACAAACGGAUCCGAUGCUACCUCCAUUGCCCCCAACCAACAAUAUACCGUACCACGCAAGCCGAUGACCCCUCCGACGAAGCCUCCCUCGCGCAACCAGCUUCGAUCUUCCAACUCUCACCGACACACACCUAGCGAUGAAUCGAUCGACUACGGGAGACCAGUCGUAGUUGAUUACUUGCUCAAAGAUGGCGGUCUGGAAAGCAAGGUUCCCAAGACUCUACUAGGCAACCCUGGUUUGACGGACCCUUUCGCCCACCAAGCUACUCAACCUCAGCUGGCCGCUGCAAAGGUCUUUGAUCCGUAUAAUCGUCUUCUCGAUGACUACCAAAAAGUGAUGAGCAAGAGCGGCUCCCUAGCUGUCGCGACGGGAUACCGAUCUGUAGCUCGCCGACUGCUCGAUAGGCUGGAAGCUGUCUUUGCGCGCGAUAUUUCGUCUGAACCAUGCAGUUGUUUGAUGUGCGGUCGCGAUCAAGAGGAGGAACCACAAGAGGGCGUGAGUUGGGGAGAAGUCCUGGAACUUGUUUCGGGCCGACGUGAGCUUCCUAUGUGGCCGCCAUUCAUCAUGGCGCAUUCAAAUAUAGACUCCGAUAUACCUGGGGAAGAACAUAUCCCAAUGCAGAAGCUUGAUGUCGAUGUGCCCGAGGAGUACCGCGAUCACUUCAUUCGACAAUCUCGCAAGACAAAGGUGGCGGUAGAUAAAUGGCUUUCGGAGCAAAAUGAAGACACCAGCAGUGCGCCCGUCGAAGUGGAUGACGAGACCUUGACCUUCGCCAUGCUCACCCACCUUGAAUCUCACCAGCGCUCCUUGUUCUGCGCUUUACUUGGCAUCAACUCUUCAACGCCCGUCCCACGAUCCGGCGAUGAAAAGCCCCGACCAAAACCUUCCGCCCCAGCAGCCAUGUUCAUGCUCAACAAUCCCGCCCUGCACCACGUCCUCGCUACACUAGCGGCAAUCAGCGACGAUGAAUGGGAGAUUCUAAUCUCCGGCCGAUUCGACGGCUUCCUCCGCAGCGGCGCAGAGGACCCCGUCCCUACAUCCGGCUCACGCUGGAACAGCAACCGCUCCAACACACCCUUCAGCACAGGCGGAAUCUCACGCGGAGCAACACCCAACCACAUGGACAACGGUCGACCCGCCAGCCAGCCAAACGGCAACCCUUCAUCCCCAGCCUCCUUCGGCGGGCCAAUCGCACUAGACGAAGAAAUGGAGAUUGCCGCACUAGCAGAAGUCGAACGCGACAUCUUCCUCGGAAUGGAAGCUCUCGAAGACGCCUUCGAAGCCCUACACCUAAAAGCCGAAGUCGUCCGACGCGCCCUCCGCGAACGUGGCGCCGGCCUCGCAGUCGCCAACCAAAGCCGACGCGGCUCAACCGUCGAAGCGCGCAUGGGCACGCCUUUCUCCGUCAAUGCUUGGGAAAGUGGGACUGAUGAUGGCAUCUUUGAUGAUGAUCGAUCUCUUGCCCCGGAUGAUUCGGCCAGUAAUAUUAGUUCCAAUCGUCGUCGGAGACCGAAGAGACGGACUGAGCGACGGACUCCUGCUCCUGUUGAGGAGGAGGAUGAAGAGGAUGAUCGCUCGCCUAUUGCCGGUCGUCGCGAUUCGCGGAAUUCGCGACGGAGAUAA
Penicillium waksmanii is the source of this 2445-nucleotide messenger RNA. RefSeq lists its product as uncharacterized. The record is from RefSeq and is a predicted model, not a curated record. Gene Ontology annotation, cellular component: nucleus. Gene Ontology annotation, molecular function: DNA binding. NCBI's taxonomy places the organism in Eukaryota, Fungi, Ascomycota, Eurotiomycetes, Eurotiales, Aspergillaceae. Bases 1 to 2445 code for a protein of 814 amino acids. The transcript is spliced from 3 exons.